Molecule: messenger RNA, 1953 nt
Organism: Stegastes partitus (bicolor damselfish)
Lineage: Eukaryota; Metazoa; Chordata; Actinopteri; Pomacentridae
Product: C-C chemokine receptor type 6-like
Exons: 2
Coding region: 326-1420 (364 amino acids)
Biological process (GO): cell chemotaxis; positive regulation of cytosolic calcium ion concentration; immune response
Cellular component (GO): external side of plasma membrane; membrane
Molecular function (GO): C-C chemokine binding; C-C chemokine receptor activity
Source: RefSeq, a predicted model, not a curated record
GCUGAUGCGAAGUGUUGGUAGAACCAUCAGAUAAGGAGGAUCUGUUCAUGGGCAGAAGCUACAAACGAGUUUGAGAUCAAAAGCAGGAAGAUCAGUGCACUUUACUCACAGUGUGAGAAUGAGAAUGUGGUUUUGGUUCUAGCUCCUUCCUUUGAUUUUUUUUAAGCACACAGUGUUUGUGACAUAAAGCCCUCACACAGCUGAACUCUUUCUUCACAAGCUGCCCUCACACCGGGGAAGGUUUUGCUACCUGGGAGGAAUCAUUCAUUCUGCAAGACUGUGAGGAUAAAACCUGAGUGAGAUAAUCAUUCUGCAAGGUUUAAAAAUGCAGUCGGUGACUCCGGACUAUGACUUGAGUACACAUGACUACCCAAACAGCACAGAUGACGAGCUGUGCGACAUGAACCCCCACCCUGUGGAGGUCAUCACCACAACAUACAUCCACUCCUUCAUCUGUGCCUUCGGCCUGAUGGGCAACGGUCUUGUUAUGGUCACCUACAUAUUCUACAAGAGAACCAAGACGAUGACAGACGUCUACCUCUUCAACGUGGCUGUGGCAGACUUGAUUUUUGUGGUGGCUCUGCCAUUUAUCAUAUACAAUGAGCAGUACAACUGGUUAAUGGGGCGUGUGGCCUGCAAGAUUCUGCGGUCAGCCUACAGCAUCAACCUCUACAGUGGCAUGCUGCUGCUUGCCUGCAUUAGCAGCGAUCGUUAUGUUGCUAUAGUCCAGGCCAGACGCUCCUUUGGGGCUCGCUCACGCACUCUGAUCUACAGCCGUCUCAUCUGCUCUGCUGUUUGGGUGUUUGCAGUGGCUUUGACUCUGCCCACACUCAUUUACACAGAACGCUUUGAAGAGCCUGAUCUGGAGGCUAACACUGUCACUGUGAUGUGUCAGCUGUCUUUCAGUGAGGGUGACACAGCAAAGGUAAUGAAGGUGCUGGUACCCAGCCUUCAAAUGGCCAUUGGCUUUCUGUUGCCUUUGAUCAUGAUGAUGCUGUGCUACUCCAGCAUCAUGUGCACCUUGCUGAGAGCACAGAGCAGCCAGAGGCACAAGGCCAUCCGUGUGGUUUUGGCAGUUGUUGUUGUUUUCAUUGUGUGUCAUCUUCCCUACAACGUGGCUCUGCUGAGCCACACCCUGGAUCUUUUUAAGCAGAGGAGCUGUGAAGCAGAAAAGAUUAAACUCAGAGCUCUGGCAAUUUCCAGAAGUGUAGCCUACCUCCACUGCUGCCUCAAUCCCCUCCUCUAUGCCUUCGUCGGCGUGAAGUUCAGGAGCCACUUUCGACAAAUAAUGGUGGACCUAUGGUGCUUUAGCAAGAAGUACAUCUACUCUGCUCGCUCGUCACGUGGGACGUCUGAUAUUUGUGUUUCAGGAUUAAGGACUUCAGAUGGCACCAACAACAUGUCAUCAUUUAGUGCAUGACAUGCAACAAUGCAGGAUCUCAUCCAUCUCAUGUUGUAGCUAUACAACAGAAGAGCUGAAAUCAUGUCUGUAAAAUUUCUAAAUGUUUUUAAAUGAAAGCAAAGCGUAGUCUAUCUGAAAUCCACUGUAUCCUGAGCAAAUGUCAGUUAUCUGUAAUACAGUAAAAAAAUGAAGCACUCCUUUAUACUAGACAAUAACUUUCUAACUGAAUGUAACCAGCAUAAAGUUGGCAUAUACAUACACACACAUAUACACAUGUAUGUUUGUGUGCGUGCGUGCGUGUGUGUGUGUGUAAGAAAAAGGAAAAAGUGAGACAUUUGCUUAUUUCAUUGUGGUACUGGUUUCACCAUAACGGCAGCCUUUUGUUUUCUUGUGUCUUGUUGCCCUGUAUAUGAUGCUGAAUGAGUCUGUUCAAGACUUGCUGGGCUGCUGCUUUGUGUUCAUUUAAAAAGCUUUACUAUUUUGUAUUUUGUGCAUCUCGCUGUACAGUUUUGUCGCACUGUCUGAAUAAACUUUUGGUAUGAAAAAGUGUA